Messenger RNA from Poeciliopsis prolifica (blackstripe livebearer), 1640 nucleotides. RefSeq names its product high mobility group nucleosomal binding domain 3 (gene hmgn3). Lineage: Eukaryota; Metazoa; Chordata; Actinopteri; Cyprinodontiformes; Poeciliidae. Bases 357 to 806 code for a protein of 149 amino acids. The transcript is spliced from 8 exons. Gene Ontology annotation, cellular component: nucleus; chromatin. Gene Ontology annotation, molecular function: nucleosomal DNA binding. Gene Ontology annotation, biological process: chromatin organization. The record is from RefSeq and is a predicted model, not a curated record.
CCUCAAAACUCGGGAUCGGCGCACAAAGAGCGCGCAGCCAAUCGCAGAGAGCUUCGGGGGAAAACCCUGGCCAAUGCCCGCCGCCCUGGUAUUUACACAGUGACCGACCCGGCCAAUCAGGAGUCGUCACAGCGCACGGAUUCUGACCCCUCCAGCCAAUGGGAUCGGGGAGGCACAGAGUUUUGUGGGAGUGCAUAUAAUCAACAUAUUAUCCAAGGUGGCUCAGAUAUUGAUCCGGUAUUCCUAGGUAGUUCAAAUUCACCUCCCGCCGCCCUUCGGCUUUGACCUCAUUUGUCUCUCUCCCCUCUCCCUCCUCCUUCCUCGAGCUCGGUUGGGAGAAUUAUUCACGCGCAGAAAUGCCGAAGAGAAAGUCCCCAGAGGGUGCUGAGGGUAAGGAAGCCUCUAAAGUCACAAAGCAAGAGCCCACCAGAAGGUCAGAGAGAUUGUCGGCGGUCAGAAGAGGAGAUUGUGACGACAUCUCCAAGGUGGAGUUUCAGGAAGAGCGGGAGUUUCUUAAAGCGACAGAGGCCAAAUUUAAUUACAAGACGUAUUUGAAACCUGCUCCUCCCAAAGCUGAGGUGAAGCCCAAGAAGACCGUUGUCAAGAAGGAUGAAAAAGGAGCAAAGGCCAAGAAGGGCGGCGCUAAGGGGAAGAAGGAAGAUGGUCCGGCCCAGAACGGGGAAACCAAGGCUAACGAGAUCUAUGUGUCUCGUCCAUCUGUGAGUGUGUCCUCCAUCAGAAGCAUGGCUCCCUCCUUGAUGUCAGUGAAAGGGCAGAGCGAGACAGUCAGAGUUAAGGGUCUCUGAAGCAGCAGAAGAGGCGACCGACGAGAAGGCGUGAGGAUUCCAACUCGUCCACCGACUCGUCCGCUCCAACUCCAUGGCAGCAAAGCAUCUUUUUUUACCGAUGAUUUUUUGUACCAUGCCAUAUGUUUUCUCUCUCUCUCUCCCUCUCUCUCUUUCGAUUAGCGAUAGCGAUGGACAACCAGCAGAACCCUCAUCCUCCCUCUUGCAUCCCGUGUUGCUUUAGAAUACAGCGUCCAUCUUAGAUGUUCAAAGGCACAUUGAAGUGAUUUUAUCAGACUGUUGCAGAUGUUAUUUGUGAUGCCUGAAAAAAAAAACCAACAACAGGGGAUUCGGGGCCAUAAAUGUGACUGUUACCAGAUCUCUAAACCAGCUUGGCCUUUUAUUUGUAGUUAUUCCUCUGCGAAGAAGGUCACCAUUAUUGGCCUGUCAUAAGGAGAUGCCCUGAUCUCUACCCCUCUCCCUCGCUGCCCCCCCAGACUCUUUGGGGUAACGUGGAAGAUUACAAAUGCAGAGCAGUGGGAGAUCAGACAACAUAAGAAACAUCUGCAUUUUGAAAUAAAAGAAAAAAAACAAUUCCUAGUUUUUAGAAUCCCUGACGCUGUUCCACAUGGCUCCUUUUGUAUUUGUGUGUUGGAGUGGAAAUGUUUUUGGGUAUUUUUUCUUUCUUUCUUUUUUUUUGUUUGAACACCUUGUCCUGAAGCAGAGAGUGCCAGCAAUAAACGAGUGAAGCUCCUGUUCUGGGCGGCUCCGUCGGCGUGGGACCUUCUGGGCUUCGGCGGAGUUUCAUUCUGUUAGGAGAGAAUUUUUUUGAAAUAAAAGAAAAAGUCCAUCACA